This is a messenger RNA of Schistosoma mattheei, 2964 nucleotides long. Lineage: Eukaryota; Metazoa; Platyhelminthes; Trematoda; Strigeidida; Schistosomatidae. The record is from the annotation of a GenBank genome assembly.
AUGUUGGGAGCGGAAAGUUUGGUUCCUGGCGUACUUGACUCCAACUCGAUCCUCGUCGAGGCUACUUAUAAAAUGUCGGAGGCCACGUUUUGUGAUGUGCUUAUUUUGGGUGCUGGUAUUUCUGGACUUGCUGCAGCCAAACUACUAACUAAUGAAGGACUUAAAACUAUUGUUUUAGAAGCGCGAUCAAGAAGUGGUGGCCGGAUUCAUACAGUCGAUCUUCCUUCUGUUACUGACAAAUCACAAGAUAAGUCUGUCGUCGACCUGGGGGCUAGCUACCUUCAUGGAUGCAACAAUUCGCAGGAUGUCCAACCUUUGUUUACGCUGGCUAGUCGUUUAAAAAUCGCUACUUCUCCUGCCGCUGGGGAUGUUUUAGGUACGCAUCGGGGUUGGGAAUGUCCAGAGGUAGCUGUUUGGCGAGAUAAUAAGUCGGGUAAGGAAAUUGGCUUGGAAGAAGUGGCGGACAUGAGUUUUCUACUUGACAGAUGCUUACUGUACAUUCUUAUGGCAGCAAAUCAGAAGAAGCAAGAGAAUCGAUCAAAUAAAACUUUAGCUACUGCUUUACCAAGUGCUCUAGAAUCAUGUCUUCACUUACUAUACAAAGCAGGCUACCGAACUUCUCCAACUCUUUCUCGAAGAGAAAAGGGCAUUUUUGAUUCCCUUUUUGCCCGAUACAUAGCGUAUGUAAAUCCGGCUCAUAGACUCUCUCCUAAACUUUCUUUGGGACCUCAUUUCGAAGCUGAUGCUAUGGCAGGUUUAGCUCUGAAUGUUGACCAACCGAGCUCUGUGUCCAAAAGAAUCUAUUUGGAUUGGUUGCAAGAAAAAAGAACCCAUUUAAGUUUGAAUGGCUCGUGUAAGAGCAUUGCUCGUCGAACCGACCACAAAUGGGAGGAUCGUUUAGUUUUAGAUGGGUUCUCAAAGUUUGUCGAAUUUCUAGCGUCUGGUGUAGACAUUCAUCACCGAUGUGUUGCACGACAUGUGUAUUGGUCAAAUCACACAGACUUUGGUAAAUCUAAUGAAGAAAUUAAUAUCCAAUUAAUUCAUGACAGUGCUGCCUCAUGGUCUACUAAAACUCUUAUGGAUUUUAUUGAGUCUUCUAAUCUAGUAUGUGUUGAUGUGGCACAGUACUCAGGGGAAUCGUCUACGUUGGUUUUCAACAGACAAUCUUCUAGGCGUUAUUUUGCACGCUUCUGCAUCAUAACAGUCCCUGUUGGUGUACUCAAAGGCCUUGAUCGUCGUAGUGCCAUCCAUUUUCAUCCGUGUUUGCCUUCAAGGAAAAGACUUGCAAUAGAUCGUCUUGGUAUUCCAAAGUUGGGAGCAGAAACUCAUAAUAAGGUUAUUUUAAUGUUUAACCCAUCAGAAAUUUUUUGGGAUCGUGACACGCCUCAUAUUACGUGUCCCGGCGCUUACCUUCAUAUACUUAAUUGUGACUUUUAUGGAAAUCCAGGUGUUCUGGUUGCUCACGUAUGGGGUGGUUCAAAGCUCAGGAUCACUGGUCGAUCUGAUCAAGCUGUCGUCAAAACUUUACUAGAUUUAUUAGGUGGUAUGUACCCUUCUCAGUGUCCAUUGCCUGAACCUAUAUACACUCACGUUACUCGAUGGUCAGAAGACCCGUUUAGUUUGGGUGCUUAUACUGCUGGUGAGGUUGGCUGCAGUGACGCUGAUCGACAAGCUUAUGCAAGUAGCCUGCCUUCCACAGUUUGUCCGAAGUUGCUUUUUGCAGGUGAAGGUACCGUUGACAGUUCUGGUGGUCAACAAUGUACUCAUGGUGCUUUCUCAUCAGGCGUUGAUCGUGCUUUAGAUGUUUUAGAUCAUAUUCAAGGUAGCCGUUGCCGUUUACGUGAUGUGCGCAUCAUUGAUUAUCUCACUGGACAUCGUUAUGACCUAUUCCUCCUCAUGAGAUGUGCUAAUUCGUCUGGUAAACAAGAGUCAUCGUUGGCUAAAUGUAUCCAAUCUAGCCAGGAACUGGUAAGCACAGAAUCAUCAGAUAGCCAGUGUUCUGAAGGUGAUUCAAGUCCAUCUAUUUUGGAUUUUGAAUCUAUUGAAUCCUGUAUAUUGUUUCCUAAGCCAACACGGCGUUCAACUCGCCUUACUACAUGGAUUUCCUCUCAAGCAUCUUCGUCUCUUCGAAGAGAGUCCAUUUUAAUGUACCACAAAAAAAGACACUCCGGGAGUUUUAAUGCUCUAAAUAACUGCAGUAAGCGUUGUAGUCAAGUUAUGUCAACUGAUAGUCGUGCUAUUUCAAAAAUUAUUGAUGGAAAGCAUCCAUUUUCUUGCUUCACAGGAAACCACAAUUCUAAUCUGCUCUCGAAAUCUGUAUCGGAUUCGCUACCGUCAUCUGUUAGUCCAACUCUACUCACAAAGACUUGUCUUUCAAGUAUACAUACUUCAUCCCCCCUUUCUGAUACGGCUGGCUGUAUACUAAUAGAUUGUAAUGAAAAUUUGAAAAACUUUUCUCUUCCUAUAAACUCUGUAUCCCAAUCUACCGAAAGCGAUUUAGAACCUGAUAUAAAAGGUUUGCUAUUUUCAGAUGGUUUAUUAAACAAUAAUAACAAUUGUAACAUAAAUUCUACACUGCAUUCAAAUAUGUCUCUUAAUAACCGUUCCAACGAAAAAAUCAUCGAUCAUAUCAAGCCAACUAACUAUGAACCUGUUUUUGGUGCUCUUCCAUUCACAGGAGCUUGUAAUAACUCAGGACGUCAAACUAAAUCUUUCUCUUUUAAAGAGGCUUUAAUUAUAAAACAUGUACCAAUUUCCAUGUAAAAAGCAAACUGUGUUACUUAUUCAACUUUUAGUUUUAUCUUUCUUUUUCAUCAUUGCAUUUCCUCCUCUUUAUGUUCUCAUGUUUUGUAAUUAAUUAUAGUGACUUAUAUAGUUUGCUAAUUUCCCAAGUUUCUUUGUGAUUUAUUUUAAAAGUUGUUUUCCUACUGUGAUUAAAUCUACUUGUGCUGCUUUUGGUUGCUU